This is a messenger RNA of Alligator mississippiensis (American alligator), 5865 nucleotides long. RefSeq names its product proton-coupled amino acid transporter 1. The transcript is spliced from 11 exons. Gene Ontology annotation, biological process: L-alanine transport; proton transmembrane transport; glycine transport. Gene Ontology annotation, cellular component: vacuolar membrane. The record is from RefSeq and is a predicted model, not a curated record. Gene Ontology annotation, molecular function: L-proline transmembrane transporter activity; amino acid:proton symporter activity; L-alanine transmembrane transporter activity. NCBI's taxonomy places the organism in Eukaryota, Metazoa, Chordata, Crocodylia, Alligatoridae. The coding region runs from base 106 to 1542 and encodes 478 amino acids.
UGGGCCGCGCGUCACGUGAGGCGGCGGUCACGUGAGCGCCGGGCGGAAGAGCCCGCGAUGGCCGGGGGGUGCCGCUGAGACCGGGAGCGGCGCGCGGCAGGCACGAUGUCCAGCCGCAGGCUGCGCAGCGAGGACUACAACGACUACAGCUCCACAGACGUGACGCCCGAAGGGAGCCCCUCCAACGGCCCCAAUAGCUGCGCCGGCUCCUCGACCUACCAGCGCUUCGGGGAGACCAAUGGCACAACAUCGUUCCAAACCUUGAUCCACGUGCUGAAGGGGAACAUUGGCACAGGGCUGCUGGGGCUGCCCCUGGCUAUAAAGAAUGCCGGCAUUGUGAUGGGUCCCGUGAGCCUGCUUGUGAUAGGAAUCAUCGCCGUCCAUUGCAUGCGCAUCCUGGUGAAGUGCGCCCACCACUUCUGCCGCAAGCUGCAGAAGCCUUUUGUUGACUAUGGGGAUGCCGUGAUGUAUGGGCUGGAAGCUUCCCCCGUUGCGUGGCUUCGGACCCACUCCAUCUGGGGCAGGCACCUUGUGAGCUUCUUCUUGAUCGUCACCCAGCUGGGCUUCUGCUGCGUGUACUUCGUGUUCCUGGCUGACAAUCUGAAACAGGUGAUCUCUGCUGCCAACGGCACCACCAAUGACUGCCACUCCAACGAAACCGUGGUGCUGACACCCACCAUGGACUCCCGCCUGUACAUCCUGUCCUUGCUGCCCUUCAUUGUGCUCCUGGUCUUCAUCCGCAACCUCAAGUUCCUCUCCAUCUUCUCCUUGCUGGCCAACAUAGCCAUGCUGGUCAGCCUCGUCAUGAUCUAUCAGUACAUCGUCCAGGGCAUUCCAGAUCCCGGCCGCCUGCCCUUGGUCUCUGGCUGGAAGACCUACCCUCUGUUUUUCGGCACUGCCAUCUUUGCCUUCGAGGGCAUCGGCGUGGUGCUGCCCCUCGAAAACAAAAUGAAGAACCCGCAGCACUUCCCCGUGAUCCUCUACGUGGGGAUGGCCAUCGUCUCUGUCCUGUACAUCAGCCUGGGGGCCCUGGGCUACCUGCGGUUCGGAGCCAACAUCCAGGCCAGCAUCACCCUCAACCUGCCCAACUGCUGGAUGUACCAGUCUGUCAAGCUGCUCUACUCCUUUGGCAUCUUCUUCACCUACGCACUGCAAUUCUACGUCCCCGCCGAGAUCAUCAUCCCCUGUGCCAGAUCCCGUGUGCCGGAGCGCUGGGCGCUGGCGGUCGACCUUCUCCUGCGGACGUUCCUUGUCUGCGUAACCUGUGUGCUGGCCAUCCUGAUCCCCCGCCUGGACAUCGUCAUCUCUCUGGUGGGCUCCGUGAGCAGCAGCGCGCUGGCCCUCAUCAUCCCGCCGCUCCUGGAGAUCUUCACGUACUUCCAGGAGGGCCUCCACCCUGUCACCAUCGCCAAGGACAUCCUCAUCAGCCUCAUCGGCUUCGUGGGCUUCGUGGUGGGGACCUACGAGGCACUCGAGGCCCUGGUCACGAACCCCGUGUCCCCGUCCCCUGUGUCCAAUGCCACCGGUGCCUUGGUGCUGUGAUUUGAGCCGGCAGCACAGCGCAGGACAGGGGACGGGUCCCCGCUGCGGGAGCUGCCAUCGCCCUCCUUUUUGUAGACACGUUUCUCCAGUGAAAGCAAGACCCUGAUCCCAAUCCUGUUCCCCUCCCUUAGCUCGCAGUCCUUCUCGCAGGGUCUCCUUGCCUGGGCCCGGCGGGGUGCUGUUGAGCUGCCGUUGUCUCUUGGGCAGGGAGGCAGUGCCUUUCUUUACACUUGAAGGGCCUUUUUCCUGGCACACCUGACACACGCAAGUGCCAAAGGGGUCUUGUGUGAUGUGAUCCCAGGCCUUUUCUUCCCAGGAGCAAACAUUGGACAAUCUUUUUCUUAGGUGCCAGCUUUUUUUCCCCCUCCAGCCUGUCGGGUGAUAGCAACAGAGAAGAGACCUCUUGGUCCCUGCUCCAUCCUUCUGGAGAAGGUGGAGGCUGCUGAGGCCUGGGGAGAAGAGUAGGGAAGCUACCCAAGGAGAGGGCAUGACUUGUAUUAGUGGACAGCCCCUGCCUCGCUACUGUUUGCUGUAGGCCAGCAGGCCUCGGUGAGCAAUGUGUCCCUUGAUUAAGGUCAAGGAGUCAAGCAUUUGGGCAUUAGUUGGCAUGGCUUGUCCAAUGCCAUGUGCACUUCUUCUGAGGCACUUCUCAUAGGAGACUCCUGCCUGUCUAGGGGAAGAUGCUGGGGUCUGUGGGGAGACCUGGGUAUAGCUGCUGCUUGGGCACUUUGUGUAAUGGUGACUGGCUUUUAGAAUAUAUUCUUGGGGGGGAGCUUUAUUGGAAGCACUGAGGCUUACAUGCUGUAGGUUGGGGUGGGGGGUCUGGUGCUGGACGUCUGAUCCAGUUGUCUGUCUCUUGAAGGGGGCAUGGUCUCUGCUCUUCCCAGGGAUGUCUGCAGCGUUUCCUUGGGGCUGGCUGCCUCUGGGGUACCUCUCAUUGCACUACACUGCUCUUUGCUGCUAGGGAACAUCUGGUUUGCAGCUGUGCCGGCCUGGCUGCCUACCUCGUAGUAAGUUUUCAGUAGAUGUCUGGGACCACGAAUGAUGAAAGCAGGAGCGAAAGACACUAAACCAGGCCUGCGCUCUUCCUUUUCCUGUUUCUAGCUCCUGUUCUCUACCUAGUGUCAAGGGCUGUGGGUAGGAAGAAUGCUUCUGCCUUAUCAGCUUAGUUUGAUCCAGGAGGAAGAGCUGUCUCUUGGCCUCUACCUUUGCAUGGUACCACUAGACUUAAGAUUGCACUGAGCCCUUGCAAGCUGUCACAGCUGUCGUACCUCAGUAAGGCACGGUCCCCACGCUGUACUGCAGCCCCUGGUCACAACACAGCGUGGCUGACCCGGGAGUAGAAGUCGGUGAUUGUCGUUGAGCCGGGCGUGGGAAGUAUAAACUCCCCUUGUUCUGGCUAGCGGUCGGAGGAAGGAUAACCGUGUUCAGAACAAAGAGGGUUUUAAAGCAACCUGGUAGAAACAAAGCGGUUUCCCCACCCUUCGGCGCACAGCAAGCAAGGGCCGCUGCGUGAUGACUACAAUUCAGGUUCUUGCUGUCCUUGGCUAACUCCAGAGCUGAACUACCAGGCAGAAGAGUGAGCAGAGUUUGCAAAUCUUGAGCUGACCUGGCUCAGACCAGUGCUGGCCAAAUCCCCUUGAAUCUCGAGUUGAUGCUGCUGUCUUGGGAAUCAAAACCCAGAGCAGCUUAGCACAUGCCUCUGGUUCUGGCAGCCCCGGGAGAUUUGGGGCUGUGUCCAGAACCAGCCAAGGCCUCUGAGCUGUAGGCCUAGUGCAAUAAUGGUGAUAUAUUGGUGAAGGUGCAAUGGCGAGUGUAGCAUUAGGUUGGGACUGGAGUAGAGGGGCUGAGGGGAGAUGAAGUCAUGUUACUGUUGGGUAGUUAGCUGGAUGGAGUUUCACAGGCUUCUGCCCCUCUUUUUGGGCCCAGAAAAUGGGGUCCUUUGUACUUGGUGCACAGGGCAUUAUGAGGGGACACGGCCUUCCUUGUACUGUAUGAAGAGGCCACUUGUGGUUUUGCUUUCUGAACUCAUUCUUCAUCCUCCCGCAGCCAGGAGCAGCUUCUAGGCAGCCAUGCUGGGAAGCAGCUCUUGCCUGAGUCCCUCUGACCCCUCUCUCCUACUUGGUUAGCGAUGCAGAAACACUUAUAGGCACGGGGUGGGGGGUGUUUGGGGAUGAUUUGGGUUGCUUUGUCAGCCCCGUUUCUCCAUCUGCAGCUGGGAUUCUCCUUGGGGAGACGAACUCCCUCUCUGCGAGAUGCUGCGUUCUUAGCUCCAGCUGGAGAUGGAGCAGAGGACCACGGUGUCGGUAUCUCUGCAGCUUCGGGGCUGGGCUGGGAACCUGCUGGUGCUUCCAGCCACAGAGCAUCUUCUCAGAUGGCCCUCCUGACACCGAUAGUUUCUAUCGGCUCCCAGUGCAGCUGAUAGAAGCGCUGCAAAGGUCCAUCUGGUACGACAGCCCUGUUUUCUCCAAGCCUGGUACUAGCUGCAAGUUGUUUUAGCACUUGGCAGGCCCCGUUCCCUUCUUCCCACAGAGGAGCUGCAGCACUCCCGGCUCUUCAGACUUGGAGCCGAGACCCACCGAGCAGCUCUUCACAUGCCGGGGAUGCAGCCUCCCUCCCAGCGGCCCCGUCGCUGCUGAGAAAUGAAGCACUUCUGGAGUACAUGUCUGUUCCUAAAACCCUCCACGGCCAUGUGCUCAGGUCUCCUGGCUCCCUGCAAGCUCUUCAGGCCAGUCAUGUAGCAGCAGAGCUUUUGAAGCUGCAGGGAGCUUGCUUUUCCUCCCAUUUCUUUGCACCACUCAGGGGUCCAGCAGGCACGAAACAAACUGCAUCCAAACCCUCCUGGCGAGGGGUGUGACAACCAAGCAGCUGACGGGAGUUCGGGAUAUUUAUUUAGUGCUAGUUGGACUCCUUUAAAGACCAAGGCCCUGAUGCAAGUUGCAAGUGAGAUGGAGGAAGCACUAGGCACGAAGCUGGUCUUUGCAUGCCGUGUAGGGAACGAGAGCAAUAUGCAAGGUGACUGCUGGAUGUGGGGUACUUGAGAAUCUCACCUGCCCGGUCUUUGAGAUCCAACUUCAGAGCUUGGCCUUGUCGUUUCGGAGCUGGGCUGAAAUUCGUUGUGGGUCUUCGAGAUCCUGGUGUGGGAAGAUGCCUGGUGGAAGGCUGGCAGUGAUUUGAAGGCCUCUGCCUACUGCCUUCCAGAACUGCCCACAAUCUCCGUGCUAGCUGGUGCACAAGGAUUUCCACUGUUGCUACCCGCAUCCAUCCCACAUGGCUCUUGGUAUCCAGGCCGUCCUGACUAGCAACCCCGCUGCUGCAUGUGGGAUCUACUCCUUGCUGUUUAAAGAGGCAGGUGUGAAAGACUGGGUCUUCUGCGUUGUUGCACAUGAUGUGAAGUCCUUUUCCCUUUCAAAAGCUAUUGCAAAGGGCAGCCCCAAGCUGUGCUGGUGCUGUUUGGGCUUGAGAUGUAGCUCCUUGACCACCCUGGCACAGAUCCUGACUCUGAAGGGCAUAGAUCGACUUGCUCCGUGAGCAUCAGCACUUUGCUGCCCGCUCAGAAGUGCAGGAUAAAUAAUGUCUCGCCUCUACCGACUGCCGUGGGCGGCAGGUCGUGAUGGGAGGGACAUUGCAGAGGGGGCCAUAACUACAGCUGGUCUUGUUUCACAGACCCCUCGUGCUGCUCAGAUGUGGGUCUUAUUUCUUCCCACUCUCUUCACUGGAAAUAUUGUUUGGGUGCCGCGAGAAUGGGAAUGGGAGGGAGGUUUUGUGGGGGAGAGCCCUUGUGACAUGCACAUCUAAUGCAAGUAGCUCCACUCCAAGGCAGGGAGUUCGUCUGGAUUUGGAGCACUUCACUUGUCCCGGCAGCUGGCCGGGCUCCUUGAAUGUAAUCAAUGCCAAAGCCCUCGGUUGAGUGAGGAGCUUCAUUCUCCCUAUCCCAACAGCGUUGAAGUGCUUAAAACGUAGGGCUUGUUUACUGUAUUUAAAGGCCAGCCCAACCUUCCUGGCCCCGUUUCCCCCUCCCCGGGAUGCAGUUGUCCAGGGAACGACUGCACAGUUGCAAAGUGGAGUUUUACCUGCUCUGGCCAAAGAUCCUCGGCGCUGACCUCGGACCAGGUGAGCAGGGACACGUACCGCUCCUGUAUUGCCAGUAGCCAAGGAAAACGUUGGCGUAUAUAGACACGGUUUGAUGUAUGUGCUUUUGUGCCUCUAUAUAUAGCACUGUACAGUCUGCAUAGCCGCCUGGUGAAAGAAGUUUUGUCUGUUUGGUGAAUCAUGUACUUGCAAUUAUUCCAGUCAAUAAAACAAGUUUUAUUUUGUAUUUUA